Molecule: messenger RNA, 2747 nt
Organism: Lethenteron reissneri (Far Eastern brook lamprey)
Lineage: Eukaryota; Metazoa; Chordata; Hyperoartia; Petromyzontiformes; Petromyzontidae
Gene: CENPK
Product: centromere protein K
Biological process (GO): mitotic sister chromatid segregation; kinetochore assembly
Cellular component (GO): nucleus
Source: RefSeq, a predicted model, not a curated record
UCACGGUUUGAAGCCAGCGGCCGCCCUGUAUGUUACAGGCGGUAUGUCAUCUACAUAUAUAUGUAAAAGGCAAAGUUGUGAAUAUGUGUGUCUGUUCAAAAUGUUGAGCGUACUUCCCGACAUGCAACAAACUGGAAAUUUGCCAUGUGGGUACUUUCCAGAAUGUACACCAUGCACAAAUUAUAAAAAUACACUUGUUUUUUUUUGGGGGGGGAGCUCAAUACAGUAAUGCAUGCUGUAUAUUUUUUGCACAGCAGGUGAGUUGUGACGUCAAAUCUGUCACGUGACCCGCGCACGUGGAAGCGUAACGCAUUGUAGUGUAGCGGUUAGCGCGCUGCGCUACGAACCUGGCGACCCGAGUUCGAUUCUCGCUCACGGCCACCACCGGUGACGAUUAUUUGAACCGGUCCAGGGCCUCCCCUAGGUCGACUCAGCCUCAAACGAGUAACUGGUGUGGUGUGUGAACAUCGCCACUGGGGAGACAAAGGCGGCCGGGCGUUGGUUGGACCACACUUUGAAUAACGAGUGUGGGAACUGAACUCUGCCGACAACAAUGGACAGCCUUGAUGAAGAAACGGUUGGAGACGUUUCAAAGGAAACAAAUGGAGUGAAGCAUGGCGUUUCUGCACUGCAGCAUCUACAAAAACGGCAAAAGAAACUCCUGGAUGAGGUGCAGAUGCUGGCCAAGCGCUCCCAGGUAUUCCAGGAGUUCCUGGCACCAGAUGUACCAAAGGAGACAACAGAUAACAAGGACGUUCGUGAGAAAAUAAUUAUGGAUUGUGAAUCCGUCUGGAGGGAGGUGAAUGAAAUGCAAGCAAGAAUUUGUAUGCAAGAAGCCACUCCUGUAUCUCCUGAGAAUCCGAUUUUGGAUAUACUUUUGGCAAAGAAAUGGUUGCUGAAUGCUGAAGUUGAAAUUUCAACGGAAACAAAACAGCUGAUGCCUCUUAAAUAUCCUGAAUGCGCACUUGUGGUGGCAGAAGAGAAGCUUAAACAAGUUAUCGGUCAACUGGAGGAAACAUUGUCAUUUUAUAGAACCACAACAAAAGCCCUCGAGUCCGAACUUGAAAGAGAGAAGGCCUAUCUGGAAGAUCAAAAGAAAAUUCAACAAACACUUAAAGAGAAACUGGCUCAGCUGGCUACGGAUAGCACCAACACGUCAUCAAGCCAAGACCUCCCCAGAGAAAUGCAGGAGCGACUGCGCAAGGCUAUGCUGCAUUACAAAAAGCUGAAUAAGGCUCUCUUUGAGUUUUCAAAUGAAUUUUUCCCGCUGCCAACGGAAAAUGGUGUUUACGGCAAGAGGAAGAAGAAAUCUACAAAUGUGAACAGCACCAAAAACAUAGACUACAUUGCUAUCCACGAAAUACUGGAGUUGCUGAUGAACCAGAUGACAAGUUCUCCGCACGACCCGUACAUCACUGUGCAGGACAACUUCUGGCCUCCGUUUGUCGAGAAACUUCUCCGCUUCGACAUGGCGGUCACGCAUCCGGAGGAUCACAACAAGAUCCGCAUUCAGUUCUACCACGAAUAGCGUGGAGCAACAACGAUGAGGGCAUUAAGACUGCAUGCAUUCAAGUUUAAUGCAACUGAUCGCUCAGGUCUGGAUGUUUCUGCAACCAGUUGCGAGCAGUUGCACCAGUCGGUUGCUUGCAGUAAAGACGGUCUACUUUCAAGCGAAUCCACUGUAGUGACGUACUUCAUCACUUAUAUAUGUGCCAACAAAUGAUGAGAUAUUCUUGGUUCUUUCGGUAAAGUCACGUAGAAGGGAAACAAUAAAAUUAUAAAAUUAUAAAACAAAAAAAUUCUCAAUAAUAUUCUCAGUGAUAAUUUUAUUGUUUUAUAAUUGUAUUAUUUUAUGGUUUCCUUCUAUGUGACUUUAUCGAAAGAACCAAGAAUAUGAAUCCCUGCAGUCACGAAAGCUUUAAAUAGAAAUUAUGAGUUACAAUCCUACAUAUGCUGUUUAUAUAAAGGAUUGGUAAAUUCACAAUAAUAUGAUUAAUGGUAACUUUUUUUAUUUUACCAGGUAAGGCCCACUGAGCUGUAUAGCUCUUUUUCAGAAGUGACCUGGCCACAAAGAAUAGCUCAUUUGUAGCCAGACCACAUGUGGAUUUUAAAUGCGGAGAAAAAAAACUGAGGACCCGAAAAAAAAACAACGACCACAGGGAGAACAUGCAAACUGCAAAUUUCCAUGUGUCAGAGCUGAGAUCGAACCCGUGUGACCUGUUUACCAGGCAAGGUAGCUAAUAAUAUCUCGCCGCAGCGAUGCCCAUAAGAUAAGAUUUUGCAAUCGGGAUUUUUGCACAUUUCCAUGAAGUCGUUAAUUCAUGAAAACCCUUGAUUAAAAAGAACUGAGCGCACCAAAAUAUCAUUGCUGUGAUUAGCAGAAAAUAGAUCUCCACACUUCGAAAUGUGGAAAGUUAGUUGACCAACUAAUGGCUCCGAUGUGGACAAAGCGGUUGUAGGUGAUCUAGUUGUGCGAUUACGAGAGGGAUUUGCUCGUUUGACUGAUCACUCGGUGUCAGCAUCAGAAUAUUGAUUUAUUUUGGAGGAAUCCGAUGAACUCUUUUUCACAUAUGGUCCACGAUAGUGCACGGUAUAGGAAAUGUAAGCAAAUGACUUUUAAAUAAUGUAAAGUAAACUAUUUUUUAUCUUACCAGGUAAAGCCCAUUGAGCUAUACUGUAUAGCUCUUUUACUGGUAGGAACCUCCUGGCUACACCAGCCCACAGGGGAUUAUUGUGUCUGUCGUGCA